This is a messenger RNA of Amorphotheca resinae ATCC 22711, 635 nucleotides long. RefSeq lists its product as hypothetical. Lineage: Eukaryota; Fungi; Ascomycota; Leotiomycetes; Helotiales; Amorphothecaceae. The transcript has 2 exons. The coding region runs from base 96 to 611 and encodes 171 amino acids. The record is from RefSeq and is a predicted model, not a curated record.
UUCAGUGCCGAGCGAUCAUGGAUUGUGCACUAUGGAUUGUGGAUUGUGGAUUGUGGAUUGUGGGUUAUGAAUUGCGAAAUUUAUGAUUCUCAUACAUGGUCCGCACAUCGUCAUACCAUCAGCGCGCGGCUCCAAGCUCCCAUCAACAGCCCAUCUCGGAUCUCCACUGCUGCUACUGUAGGAGCGCUCGACUGCUCAGUCUAACCCGCAAUGUCGAUGAUUCCCCCCCUCGAGUAGCCCGAGCAGCCCGGAUAGCCCGAACAGCCUGCAUGGCCUUAGCAGGCUCUUUGCCGCCUCCCAGGCUCCCAGGCUUCAAAGGGCCUGUACAUAUACCGGAGGAGGCUGUGGCUGGAGCCUGUACAAAGGGACGUCGCUGUAAGGCAGUCCUGCGGGUGUGUGGUACGGUCCUGCCCAGGUACACAGCACCCCGUCCGCUUCUAAAAAUUGCUGCGCGUCUACUCUCAUUCCCACAACACAGCAAGUCAAACGAGACAAACAGGUCAAACUUCAAACCGCUCCAGAGGGCUAGGGCAGGAGGACUACGUAAGGCCAGAAUUCCAAAUUUGGCAGGCAGGGGCGGCACGGUCCAGCGUCUGAGACGGGCCCGGUAGGCUGAUUAUACGAGCCAGCAAGAA